Molecule: messenger RNA, 714 nt
Organism: Guillardia theta CCMP2712
Lineage: Eukaryota; Cryptophyceae; Pyrenomonadales; Geminigeraceae
Exons: 7
Coding region: 11-670 (219 amino acids)
Source: RefSeq, a predicted model, not a curated record
AGCUUUAGCGAUGAUGAUCAAACUCGCUGCUCUCUUCCUCCUCCUCAAUUCGGCAUGUGGAUUUCUGCCGUCGUCGCACAUUCGCUUCAGCACGAUGACACAAAGGAGAAUGACUUCCGCCUGCUCUCAUAAGAGCAUGAAGAUGGUACUCUUGCCUACCAGCGACCAGGCGCUUCUUCUCGCCGCGGACGCUGAGCCAGCUGUCACCCCGGUCACAGCAGGAGAGACACCCAACCUCCUGAUGCAGAUCACUGGCACAGAGAACGUUCUUGUUUCCGUCCUCGCCAUCUUCGCUCUCGUCAUGGGCAUUGCUGUCACCGGAGGCGUCGGGUAUCUCACCUACCUCAACUGGAAGGACGAACAGUACAUCAAGAGAGUCACGGACCCGAGCAGCCCAGAGUAUCGUGAGCUACAAAUGAGAGCCAGAGCGCUGGAGAGGAGCGAGUCAGGGAAGAAGAAGAGCGUUCUUGACGCUAUCGAGGAGAUGGAGAAACCUGCCAGACCCACCAUGAACAUUCCCUCCGAGCCAGGGAAUCGAGACGCUCGACGUGCUCGAGCCAAGCGAGAGCGUCAGGAGCAGAAGAAGUCGACGGGCAAGAAGCAGUUGGAAGGGUUGGAUGCGACCAGCGAGGAGGGCAACAAGUCAUUCUUCAAUAAUUUCUUCAAGUGAAGUGAAGGCUCAAAGCAAUAGCACGUAUCAAAUAUGAAAGUUUA